Messenger RNA from Humulus lupulus (European hop), 1320 nucleotides. Its product is annotated as ferredoxin--NADP reductase, embryo isozyme, chloroplastic-like. Lineage: Eukaryota; Viridiplantae; Streptophyta; Magnoliopsida; Rosales; Cannabaceae. Gene Ontology annotation, molecular function: oxidoreductase activity. The transcript is spliced from 4 exons. Bases 105 to 1148 code for a protein of 347 amino acids. The record is from RefSeq and is a predicted model, not a curated record.
ACAAGGUACACUUUAAUUUAGUGACCGGUAAUAAUAGACUUUAAAUAGAAUACAGCUACUUUUCAACUCACUCAAUUAUUGCCUCUCUCCAUUCAAUCUCAACCAUGUCUUCCACACUCUCUCAGGGUAAGCUGAAAACAUCUUUCUUCUUCAAGUUUGGAUUGUUCAUUUUGUUGCAGACUAGUUAUGCAAGCUCGUUUAAGAAGGUGGAAGCUUCGGCGUUGCCUUUCAACAUCUUGGACACGAACAAUAAAAGAGUAGUCGAUGUAGGGCAUGGUGGCAAGUUUCCAGUGACCCCUUUAGUGCUCGAACACGCCUUGAGGCCUCCCACGAAUCUAUACACGGCUGAUGCACCUCAUACAGCCCCCGUUCUCUCUGUCGAGAAGAUUACCGGUGAAAACGCUUCUACAGAGAUUUACCACAUCGUAUUUGAUCAUGGUCGCUUUCUUCCUCACUGGGAGGGACAAGUUUUCGGUGUAAUGCCCGCGCUCAAAAAUCCUUUCGAUAUUGGAAAUUCGUCAAACAUUAGAUACUUUUCCGCAGCUUCUUCAAGAUAUGGAGAUACGUUUAAUGGUAUAACAGCAAGCUUAUGUGUGAGUCUUGUCGUUGGUAGCACUAGUGAAGUUUUGUGCAAAUCAAAGCCUGGAGAUAAAUUUCAAUUUACAGGUCCCUCUGGCGAGGCAAUGCUUUUGGGAGAUCGUAAUAACCCUAAGGCAACUCACAUAUUUAUCGCUACUACGACUGGUAUUGCUCCAUUUAGAGCCCAUCUCCGUCGUUUUUUCAACGAAGAUAUUCCAACAUACAAAUUCUCUGGGUAUGCAUGGCUAUUCUAUGGAGUGUCUAACAACGACAGUGUACUCUACAGAGAUGAAUUUGAGCAAUAUGAAAAGAACUACCCAGAAAACUUUCGGUAUGACAUAGCGUUGACCAGUGGAGAAGAAUAUGUUCAGGACAUUGUUGCAGAGUACGCUAGUGAGGUGUUUGAGUUGUUGAUGAAGGGAGCCUACAUAUACUUGAGUGGGACUAAGAAAAUGGUGACACCGAUUGAAACUGCUUUGAACAACACUGCCAGUAGUAAUGGCAAAGAUUGGGAUGAAAUUCUUGCCAUGUUGAAGAUGAACAACCAAUGGCGUGUUUCAGUCUACUGAAGUUGUUAUCAUGUGUUUCUUCUCUCUUCAUCGAAAAAAGAAGUGUUGUAUUACAUGUAUUUAUAUGUCUCAUAAGUACAAUGUAGUAAUUGUACUGAAUAAUCAUGAAGAGAUGUCACGGGGACUAAUAAUAUUAUAGUAAAAUUACUAUUUAUUGAGUUCAAAAUGCUAA